Phoenix dactylifera (date palm) is the source of this 1118-nucleotide messenger RNA. Lineage: Eukaryota; Viridiplantae; Streptophyta; Magnoliopsida; Arecales; Arecaceae. The record is from RefSeq and is a predicted model, not a curated record.
CCCGAUUGGCGUUCCUUCCUGGCUGCCAUUUAACCCGGUUUGGAAGAAGGAAAAAGCGGGGAGGAGAUAGAGAUAACGAGAGGGAGUGGAAGGAAGGAUGGGCGGAGCAUCUCUUCUCUCUGCGCUCGCUUGUGGAGUGAGCUCUUCCUCCAUUGGAGCUCCCCCGCACUCAUUCCUAUGCCCCACUCCCAACCGGAGGAGGAAAUCGCGCAGGAAAGUUCGGUGUGCGCCCAUUUCUGCCCAGUUUGAGCUCAAGCCUCCUCCAUACCCAUUGGACUCGUUGGAGCCGCACAUGAGCCGGGAGACGGUGGAGCAUCACUGGGGGAGGCAUCACCGGGGCCAUGUGGACAGCCUCAACGCCCGAAUUGCCGGGACCCAACUGGAAGAAAUGGAGCUGGAGGACGUCGUCGUCGCCUCCUACAACAAGGGAAGCCCUCUACCUCCGUUCGUCCAUGCAGCCCAGGUCUGGAAUCAUGACUUCUUCUGGCGAUCCAUGGAACCAGGUGGCGGAGGGAAGCCAUCCGGAGAGCUCAUGGGAUUGAUCGAGAGGGACUUUGGUUCGUUCGAGCGAAUGCUGAAGGAGUUCAAAGAAGCUGCAUCGACCCAGUUCGGUUCUGGUUGGGCUUGGCUUGCAUACAAGGCGAAUAGGUUAGAUGUGGGGAAUGCUGUAAAUCCUUGUCCCUCCGAAAAGGACAACAAGCUUGUGAUAGCAAAGACUCCAAAUGCUGUGAAUCCUUUGGUUUGGGAUUACUCGCCCCUCCUUGCCGUUGAUGUUUGGGAGCAUGCUUACUACCUUGACUAUGAGAAUCGGAGAGCUGAUUAUGUGUCCAUUUUUAGAAAGCUUGUUUCAUGGGACAUUGUUAGCUCGAGGCUUCACAUAGCAACGGCUCGAGCAGCAGAGAGAGCAAGAGAAGAUGAGAGGAGAAGACGAGAAGAUGAUGUAGAAAUCACUAACAGAGAGGCUGUGGAGAUGUAUGUAGACAGCGACAAUGAUUCAGAGCCUGAAUGAAACAAACCAUGUUGUUUACUUUUACCAUAUGCCAAGAUAGUUAUGCGCAACUAAUGGUGAGCAGCUGGUAUUAUUUGGUUAAUAUAGGAGCACCUCUCUUCCAGUAGAA